AUGUUUCCGUCUACACGUGCAUUCGGCUUUGUUAGCGUUAUUGUUCUCUUACUACUUGGACUUGCUACUGGGUCCGAAAUCGUUCCCGAGUCAAGCUCCAAGGUCACCAACGGGUCUCCGACGUUGCCUUAUACUCAUACAGUCAAUACUUCUACUCUUACGAUAGCUUACUACGACUCAGCACCAGGGAAUACUUUAGCGCCUGUUGUUGUACUCGUCCACGGUUUUCCAUACUCAAUCGACUCCUACGUUUACACAGCUCCAAAACUUACUGCCCUGGGGUUCCGUGUUAUCGCCCCUUACCUGAGAGGCUAUGGCGCCACCCGUUUUCUCUCCCCAGCUACACCACGAAGUGCUGAGCAAGCUGCGUUGGGCAAAGAUAUUAUCGAUUUGAUGGACUCUAUUGGUAUUAAAAAGGCCAUCUUUGCUGGGUAUGACUGGGGAACUGUUGCUGUGAAUGCCGCGGCUGCCCUGUGGCCGGAAAGAUGUGCAGGCAUGGUUGCCGCCAACUCGUAUCUUAUUCAGAAUCGCAACACGGCGUGGGCUAUUGCACCACCGGCAUCCUUGGCCACAAGAUGGUAUUUCUACGUAUUUCUUACACCGCAAGGCUAUAGCGCGCUUGCCAAUGACACGAGGGGCUGGGCUGAGGCAUUAUGGUCCAAGAACAGCCCCAACUGGAAGUAUACCCAAGCACAGCUUGAUGCAGCUGUUCCGGCAUUUCAGAACCAAGAUUAUGUCAAUAUUGCAACCAACUUUUAUCGCAAUCGCUUGCUCUAUGCUUCCGGAGAUCCUGCGUAUGCGGACCUGGCCUAUCGAUUGGACAAGCAGCCUCCAAUCGGGGUACCAUCGGUCACACUUGACCCUGAUGAAGCUAUUGUAUUUCCGUUCACGAAUGGUAGCUCAACCGCCAAAUACUUCACUGGACCAAGGGUUCAUCACAUUGUCAAGGGUUGUGGAGAGAACAUUCCUCUCGAGCAGCCUCAGGCGUUUGUGAAUGCAAUUGCGGAAGUAUCCCAACUGCAGAACAAAGUUAAUUGA
Pochonia chlamydosporia 170 is the source of this 1038-nucleotide messenger RNA. RefSeq names its product epoxide hydrolase. The transcript has a single exon. The record is from RefSeq and is a predicted model, not a curated record. NCBI's taxonomy places the organism in Eukaryota, Fungi, Ascomycota, Sordariomycetes, Hypocreales, Clavicipitaceae. The coding region runs from base 1 to 1038 and encodes 345 amino acids. Gene Ontology annotation, molecular function: hydrolase activity.